Messenger RNA from Aspergillus pseudonomiae, 453 nucleotides. RefSeq lists its product as uncharacterized. Lineage: Eukaryota; Fungi; Ascomycota; Eurotiomycetes; Eurotiales; Aspergillaceae. Gene Ontology annotation, molecular function: structural constituent of cell wall. The record is from RefSeq and is a predicted model, not a curated record. Gene Ontology annotation, cellular component: fungal-type cell wall. Bases 1 to 453 code for a protein of 150 amino acids. The transcript is spliced from 3 exons.
AUGCAGUUCUCCGUCGCCGCUGUUCUCGCUCUGGCUACUGCCGUUGCCGCUCUUCCUCCUGCCUCUGGCACUGGCGCUGGCCAGGAAGUUGGCAACGCCAAGAACCAGUUCCCUCUUCCCCAGGACAUGACCGUGAAGCAGGCCUCCGACAAGUGUGGUAACCAUGCUGAGCUUAAGUGCUGCAACAAGUCUGUCAAGUCUGGCGACUACACCCAGGCGGAGUCUGGUAUCCUGAACAACCUCCUCGACCUGCUCAAUGGCAAGCAGGGCCAGGGUCUUGGUCUCUUGGAUGAGUGCACCAACAUCCCUGUCAAUGUCCUCGCUAUCCCCAUUAUCCAGCAGCAGGAGCAGUGCAAGCAGCCCAUCUCUUGCUGCCAGAACACCAAGUCCAGCGCCGAUGGAAGCGUCGUCGGUCUUGGCCUUCCUUGCAUCGCUAUUGGCUCUCUCCUCUAA